This is a messenger RNA of Colossoma macropomum (tambaqui), 900 nucleotides long. RefSeq lists its product as uncharacterized. NCBI's taxonomy places the organism in Eukaryota, Metazoa, Chordata, Actinopteri, Characiformes, Serrasalmidae. The transcript has 9 exons. The coding region runs from base 1 to 900 and encodes 299 amino acids. The record is from RefSeq and is a predicted model, not a curated record.
AUGACUAAGGCCCCAGAGUAUGAGUGCCCAAUCCUGGUUCUAAAGAUUUACCACCCUGCAGAGUUUAGCUCCAACUAUAGUCUGUCACACCAGAUCCAGAAAUUUUCCACUGAUGUGGACCAAUCAGAUCUUCACACAGACAUCCGCUUCAAGGACCCUCACCGUCAUCAGCCCCCAACACCAGUCUCUGAGAUGGAGAGACCAAGAGCUGCUCUCAUGACUCUCGUCUGUGUUUUGUUCUCCAGGAUCUCUGGAGCAGAAGUGGAGAUGAGAGUCAGACCAGGAGACGACGUCACUCUCUACAGCGACUGUAACGUCACUAAUUCAGAUGUGGGUCUGUACUACUGCGCUAUACAUGAGAGAAAGAUUACAGAAGAUGACACUGGAGUUAUACUCUAUGAAGAUGUUUAUCAUUAUGGAAACAGAACCACUCGUCUCUCUCUCCUCAUCCCUUUUGCCCAAACCACCCCCGUGUCAGACUGUAGUGUCUGCUGGAAGCUGCUGGUCAGUGUGUGUCCUGUUUGUGUUCUUUUCUCCUCACUCCUCUCGUCCACCUGUGUGUACUGCAUCUGCAUCAACAAAACUAAAGCAGAAGCAGAAUCUGGUCAGGAAUGGAGGAACAAAAUACAGAGUCAGAAAAGCAGAACAAAUGAGGAGGUAGAAGAAGAUGAAGUUUGUUAUGCAUCAUUGGACGUCCGAGGACAGAAGCAGCUGAAGAAAAAGAAGAAGAGAGUUGAGAGCUUUGAUUUCAGUACAUAUUCUGAGGAAAUUGGUUUACCAAAGUCCCUCAUGGUCUCCUUACCCUCACCCCAAACCUGCUCAUAUCACAUUCAGACAAGAGAAAUAUUGUGUUCACAUGGACCAAUCAGACACUCUGCAGUCAACAAACUGCAGCCAUGA